AGUGAAGUUUGGGCUUGUUUUCAAUUUUAGCUUAGAAAUGUUGUCACCAAGAUCUGUCAACGUUAAGUCGUUUCGUUUCAUUGUGUUUACCACACUUGUAAUAUUCUGUGUCAUGUUGGGACUAAAACUCAUGGUUAAUCUUCCAGAACCUAGUAUUUAUACUGUGUCAGAUGAGAGCAAAGCUGUGUCCUCACAAUCUAGACAACUCAGAGCUCAGAUUGGUAGACUUAAACUUCUACUGGCAAAAAACGGAAUUGCCAAUCCAUACGAAAACCUUGAGAGUUUGCCAACUAUUUACGCAAUCACUCCUACCCAUACUAGACCAUUACAGAAAGCAGAGCUUACUAGAAUAUCUCAGACAUUUCUGCUUGUUCCAAAUUUUCACUGGAUCGUUGUUGAAGAUUCAGAAACAAAAACUCCUUUAGUUACUAAUUUGUUGGCUCAAUCUGGUCUGAUGUAUACACAUCUUAAUGCAGAAACUCCAAAAGAAUGGAAAUUGCUCUUAGAUGAUCCUCAAUGGAAGAAACCCCGCGGAGUCAAGCAACGAAACGCGGCUCUACAAUGGCUUCGAAAUCACGCGGAUCCACGGAAACCCGCCGUCGUCUUUUUUGCUGAUGAUGACAAUACCUACAGUCUGGAACUUUUUGAGGAGAUGCGAACAACCAAGAAGGUGUCCGUUUGGCCAGUUGGUCUAGUAGGAAGUGUGCGAUUCGAGAGGCCGAUACUGGACGAGCAUGGUAAAGUAGCUAAUUGGUCAACAGGCUGGAGACCCGAACGUCCAUUUGCCAUUGAUAUGGCGGGUUUCGCCAUCAAUUUGAAAUUAUUGCUGGAUAAUCCUCAAGCUGAAUUUUCAUUUGACGCCCCUAGAGGCUACCAAGAAUCCACUAUCUUGGCCGCAGUUGUUACGAAAGAUGAGCUGGAACCUAAAGCGAGCAAGUGCACUAAGGUUUACGUGUGGCACACUCGUACUGAAAACCCAAAACUGGACGACCUUAAAGGAAAAGUUCCAGGCAUGAUCGUCGAUUGGACAGUUGAAGUUUAAAGUCUAAUUGAUUGUUUGUACUUGUUGAUCUUUGCCAAUUCUGUAUCCGCUUGGAUUGCCUUUCCAUGUUUUUUAACUCUAAAAAUGUAUUUUUUUUUUUAAUUCA
Molecule: messenger RNA, 1148 nt
Organism: Daphnia pulex (common water flea)
Lineage: Eukaryota; Metazoa; Arthropoda; Branchiopoda; Diplostraca; Daphniidae
Gene: GlcAT-I
Product: galactosylgalactosylxylosylprotein 3-beta-glucuronosyltransferase I-like
Exons: 8
Coding region: 38-1042 (334 amino acids)
Biological process (GO): chondroitin sulfate proteoglycan biosynthetic process; carbohydrate metabolic process
Cellular component (GO): Golgi membrane
Molecular function (GO): galactosylgalactosylxylosylprotein 3-beta-glucuronosyltransferase activity
Source: RefSeq, a predicted model, not a curated record